Molecule: messenger RNA, 1065 nt
Organism: Penicillium taxi
Lineage: Eukaryota; Fungi; Ascomycota; Eurotiomycetes; Eurotiales; Aspergillaceae
Product: SEC14 family lipid-binding protein
Exons: 3
Coding region: 1-1065 (354 amino acids)
Source: RefSeq, a predicted model, not a curated record
AUGGCUGAACAGAAGCUUCCCACUGAUCCCAAGUACGAUACGUACGACUUCCCUACCACCUCGCCAGAGUCCAAAGCUGGCCACCCUGGCCACACUACCCCCGAACAGGAUGCCAAGGUCUUCCAGCUGCGUACCGUACUCGAGCAGGAGGGUUACACCGAGAGACUGGAUACUCUGACGAUACUGCGUUUCCUACGUGCUCGCCAGUUCGAUGUUGAGAAAUCCAAGCUGAUGUUUAUUGAAACCGAGAAGUGGCGCAAGGAAUUCGGAACAGACGACCUACCCCGUACCUUCGACUACACCGAGAAGGCCAAGGUCUUCGAGUACUACCCUCAAUUCUACCACAAAACCGACAAUGAUGGCCGACCAGUCUAUAUUGAGAAGCUUGGUAAAAUCAACCUCAAUAAAAUGCUGGAAAUCACUACAGCCGAGCGUAUGCUGCAGAACCUCGUUACUGAGUACGAGAAGCUAUCGGACCCCCGGCUUCCCGCUUGCUCGCGCAAGUCCGGCAAGUUGCAGGAGACAUGCUGCACCAUUAUGGACCUGAAGGGAAUCAAGGUCAUGUCGAUUCCUUCCGCCUACAGCUACUUGAAGCAAGCCUCUGCCAUCUCGCAGAACUACUACCCCGAGCGUCUGGGUAAGCUGUACCUGAUUAACGCCCCAUGGGGCUUCAGCUCAGCCUUCAGCAUCAUCAAGUCCUGGCUCGAUCCCGUGACCCAAGAAAAGAUCCACGUUCUCGGCAGUGACUACGCAAAGACCCUGUUGCAACAGGUCCCCGCUGAGAACCUGCCCGCUAACCUCGGUGGUUCUUGCAAGUGCGAGGGUGGCUGUGAGCUCUCUGACGAUGGCCCAUGGCAAGAUUCGGAGUGGACCCGCACUCCCGCUUGGGCCACAUCCCCAGAGGAGAAGGCUGUCGCCAAGGAGGUUGAUGCCAAGGAGGUUGAUGCCAAGGAGGGAGAGGCUGAGGCCAAGAAGGAAGAGACCAAGAAGGAAGAGACCGAGGCCGAGGCCGCUGUCAUUACCAACGAAGACCCCGGCCCGGAGGUUGUACAGACCAGCGCUUAA